AACACCAAGAUAUAAGUAUGGAAUACAUCUUUUUUGUCCCUGCAGUAUUGAAACAUGCCAUGCUGGUCUAAUUUUCUAAUAAACAUCGCUAUAUGUGGUUAAUGAGAGCAGAGUGCGUUCAAGUUAAUGUACAAUGAAUCUACGGUCAAAAAUCAUGACAAAGUAUUAACGCUUGGUGGAUAUCAGUCAUGUAAUAGGUUCGAAUUUCCGCCACCAGAACAGAAAAAUUUAACUAUGUUUUUUUUCAUAAUAAUACUCUCAUUUGCCUCCAGCACAAUUCAAAUUAAUGAAAGGAACAAAAGAAAUGCUGUUUUUGAUCGAAAGAGAAUAUGGCAACGUAAAGUAAUCCCUUAUGAAAUUCACCCAAAUGUAUGGAAUGAAACCGCAAUAAAGAAAUCUAUAGUACACUUCAAUACGUUAACAUGCGUACAGUGGGUGGAAAGAAUCAAGUUGGACAUCAAUCUACCAUAUGUUAUAUUUAAACCUGACAGCGUUUGUAGGUCUGAGAUUGGCCAGACUAAUUCAGCCAUCCACGGACAAGAGGUUUUUAUUGGACCAUAUUGUAGUACUAUGCCAAUCAUAUUGCACGAAAUGUACCACGUGAUGGGAUUUUAUCAUGAGAUGAAGCGUUAUGAUCGCGACAAAUAUGUCGAGAUAAAUUGGGAUAACAUAACACCUGGUUAUGAAAAGUUCUUUGACAAACUUUCAGCGGAAGAGACAGAUUUUCUAGAUGAACAUUAUGACGUCAAAAGUGUUAUGCAUUACGACUCAUUUUCCUAUUCUAAACAGCCUAAACUGAUGACAAUUUCUCUCGUGAACAGCACUGAUGUUCUUGCAGAAGUAAAUAUGCCGAAUAAAAGAGAUGUGGAAAAAGUUAGAAGACUGUAUGACUGUAGAGUUGAUGCUACCGAAGGUUGGUCCAGAUGGUCUGCCUACGCCUCAUGUAAUGAUCAGUGCUACAAAAGGAGAACGCGUUUUUGUUAUUCUAUAGGAAGUCAAAACGCCUGCAAUGAACUCGACAGAAAUAUUGAGACGGAACUCAAACGCUGCAGCGACACAGAGUGCAGUCGUGAUGGUUGGUGGUCCAGAUGGUCGCCAUGGAACGAAUGCAAUGUUUAUUGCGGCAAUGGAAAACAGACAAGGUACCGUGAUUGCACUGAUCCUCCUCCUCGUCGCCAUGGUAACAAUUGUACAGGUUUAGCUGAAGAACGCAAACAUUGCAGACGUGGGGCGUGCGUCAGAGGUAAAUUCGACUGUGAAUUUGAUAACGAUGGCGUUUGCUAUUGGAAAUUCCAAGGAGACUGGAAAAGAAGCCAAUCUGGUACAACAAUAGAAGGUCCUGUAACCGAUGUUUCCUAUAUAGUUGGUUAUUACAUGUUCCUUGGGAGUAAUCAACAUGGUUGGAUGAAGCUUCAGUUUGCAAAACGUACGUCCGGUUGUAUGAACUUUUAUUAUGAUUUUGGCACAACUUCCAAACUUGAGAUUCAUUUAUACAAAAAGAACGGUAGAAAGGUGGCUAAGAAGCUUAAAUCUAAUGGCAUACAAGGCUGGAAAAGAGUAAAUAUAUCGUUAUCAAGUGUAUUUCGGGUCGAGUUAUUUGGAUCAACUGGGAACAAAAGUUUCAUUGCUUUAGACGAUAUCAUAUUUUUAGAAAAGAGCUGCAAAGACAAUAUAGGUCAAAUGAUUUCAAUAAACGCUGAAUUAUCAACGACAGCUGUAACACACACACCGAUCAGCACUUUAUCAAGCGGCACAACAGUACGUCUCACACACGUGAGUUCCACAAAAACAUCAACAAGUACUAAAACAAAGACCGGCAAAAUCAAAACAAACACAGUUGAAUUAAUCUCCACUGAACCAAUCUCUAAACAAAGUUCUUUCCUUUCACACAGUAUAGCGAUUAAAAACGAUAUAUUAUUUAUUUUUUUGUAUAUUAUUUAUUUAUUUGUGUUUUAAGUACGACAUUUAUCAAAAUUUUGUAGUUGCUCGCCAUUUUCGGUACCGUAAAGUAAAUCAUACUAUAUUUAUAUUUAUCCAUCAUUGAUGUGUAUUUGGAGGGGCAUAAAAGGGGAUGUUCGGUUUUUUCCAGAUUUUUUUCGAUAAAGUAGUUCCUACGUUCCUACACAUCAUUAACCAGACGUCGUAUUAUCGUGUGUGUAUAGGCUAACAUGGGUGCCAACAAUGCACUCUCUCACUAUCUUCAAUACCUUCUAUUUUUUCCUAUUUUAGUCACGUAACCAACCUCGA
Molecule: messenger RNA, 2247 nt
Organism: Hydractinia symbiolongicarpus
Lineage: Eukaryota; Metazoa; Cnidaria; Hydrozoa; Anthoathecata; Hydractiniidae
Exons: 12
Coding region: 127-1956 (609 amino acids)
Biological process (GO): proteolysis
Cellular component (GO): membrane
Molecular function (GO): zinc ion binding; metalloendopeptidase activity
Source: RefSeq, a predicted model, not a curated record